This is a messenger RNA of Gymnogyps californianus (California condor), 860 nucleotides long. RefSeq lists its product as uncharacterized. Bases 26 to 685 code for a protein of 219 amino acids. Lineage: Eukaryota; Metazoa; Chordata; Aves; Accipitriformes; Cathartidae. The record is from RefSeq and is a predicted model, not a curated record. The transcript has 6 exons.
UGGAGAAUACCUCCAGCCUUCUCAGAUGACUGAUAUUCUCCUCGUGGCCAUUGAGGCCUUGACAGCAGACGACAUCUAUGACAGGCAGAUGGGCAGCAAUGUCCUGGACAUGGCCAUGAGUGACCCUGCCUCCUGGUUGAUGGAUGUGCCAAAGAUCAUGAGGUACAUCCACAGAAACAUGGAGUACAUCCACACGGAGCCAGCCCGGCACAGCCUGGACUCGCUCCUUCUCCUGCUGACCAAGUGGUGCCCCAGGGGAGUGGUCAGGAGCCUGCUGAAGAUCUCUCCAACAUGUGACAGCACUGCCCUGGCCAUGUGGGAGGUGAUGCUCUCCGUGCCUUGGGCGUUGUGGAGCAUCUUGAUGGAGCUGCUUAGUGUGCUCCAGGACCAGCGGCUGCGCAAGGUGUUCAGCUGUGCCACGGAGGACGCCUGCAUCUAUCUCUUGGCUCUGCUGGUCUGCACUGACAUUGGAACCGAGGAGUUUGCUGCCCUGUACAAAGCCCAGAGGUGCCUGAGGCAUCCCAGCCUGGUGAUGCUCUCGCUGGUGCUCAGGGGCCUCAUCACGCUUUCAAAGACACCUGAGACGGCAAGAAAAAUACCGGUCCUGCUGCCAGACAUCGUGGAGACCCUGCAAGAUGCCAACAGUGAUGUCAAGAUGAAGGCCCUGGUAUCCUCAGGAACAUGAUGGGUCACAUGAAGAGGGAGGAGGCCAGCCUCAUCGCUCUGCAGCUGGCGGAGAAACUCCUGCCCCUCUUUGAUGAUGAGUCCAGCCAGGUGCGGGAGCUCUCCAUCAGCCUCUUCAAAGACGUGAUGAAGAGUGUGGUGGGGAGAGACAAGAAAAAGAUGAAGAACAAAGUGCA